AUGAAGGGCCUCGACUCUACUCGGAGCGAGCACAGGCCGCUAGCAGCCCUCAUCUCCGAUAUCUCGGAGCACAAGGAGCAGGAGCAGGCGGGCCAGCCCAGCCCCACCAACAAGAGAUCUCCGCGGUUGGGCGAGCAAGCGCGAUCCGUGGAUCUGCAAGCAGGAAGUGCUGCCUGGGGGAUGCAGCGAGAGUGCAAGAAAAGAGCGCCCGGCAGACCAGGGGCAAAGAGUUUGCGAGACGGGCACAAGCCUUUCCAACCCAGCGGUGCGCCUGUGCAGGAGUUGGCAUUUCUGCAGGCGCGUACUGCCAACGGAAUCGUAGCAUGUUCUGUCUUCUUGGGCUCUGGUCUGAUCGCAGUUGCCAAGAUGGACCUUCUCAAAGCUGCGCUGGUUGCUGAGAAAUCCUCUGUGAGGGAGAAAUGGCUCUUGCUUGGAAAGCCGAUCGCAGUCCGCUUGCUGAGUCUGACGAUCCUUCUUCGUUCCGGGAAUCGUGGUGCAGCGAUGGAGAAAGCUGCUGCAAAGGGCGCAGGAGAUGGCACGAAGGAUCGGAGCUCUCCAGUCCGUCUCAUGAGGCAGGCGAAAGCGAAGGCAGCACCCACCCAGGCUGAGGAGGAAACGACUCUGCCGCAGGCGGUUGCAGAAGCGUCUCCGUCAGCAGUACCUGGCCAAGUGCCGGACAAGCUUCCGGCUUCAAGAGGGUCGAGUCGAAAAUCCAGCCGCAAGCCGACGCCUGUGUCGUCUCCUACGGGGCAGAAGCGAGCUGUGGCAUCGGCUGAACCAGAAGUCACCGACACUGCGUCGCCGAAGAAGUCAGAGCCCAAGCGGACCAAUCUGUCUCCCGAGCACGUCGGCAAGAUCAAGAGGCCAACGGAUGAUCAGCAGCAGCGAUACCAGCAGCACCUGGCAUACCUCAAGGGCAUGGAUAGCAACGCCUACCGAAUGGCUGUGGAAGGGGAGUCAGGUGCCAUCGAGGCAGAGCUUGCUUCCAUGCUCCAGGGUUUGAAGGAGGAUCUGCGGGAGAAAGUGCCGCUCUUGCCUGAGGUGGAGGCGAUGGAGCAAACAGCGACGACUUCAGCAGAAAGUCAAGUCGAGGACUCGCCAAGUGAGACCUCAGGUGCUGGAUACCGGCCAAGCGGCCUUCCUACUCCAAACACUGUGGAGAGUCUUUCUCACGCCAUGGACGAGGAGAUUUGGAACAAGCUCAGGAAGCAGCUGCGCAGCCUGCAAGACAAUAUCGAUGAGAUCACCGCGAAGUUUACACCGCCGAAGACAAGCACGCUUUCGGCCAGCGAAGGAACCUGUGCGUACCCUUCGAAGACUCCGCAGAGUGCCCGAUCCCAUCGCGAAAUGGACAUGCGCUUCUUUGCGCCUUCUCCACAUCAGAUGUCCCCCCACAUCCACUCCGGGCGCUUCCAGCGCGUCUCCCACAGCCAGCUGCCACAAACUCCCCAGUCUGUAGGCUCAGAUCGCCUCCCACAAGCAUGGCAUUUGCAAAGCCACUUGCCUGACCACAUUAUUCACAGCAGUGCAACUUCCGAAAGCUCUACAUCCGUCCGCCAGGCGGGCAGCUGUCGCCGGGCAUCCCGCACCAGCAGUGCAUCGGAUUUUCGGCCCGCGGUUCUGCCCGGAUUCGAGGCUGACCUCCUCUGCUCUCCCUCCCGAGCUGCCCUGUGCCCGGCGAUACCCGGGUGCCAGACUCGCAGUACCUCGAGCCUCAACUCAGUGGCUCCACCCCAGCUCACGCCGGGAAGUGCCAAGCUCACUCUGCGGGCAGUGCCCCUGGAGAUCGCCGGUGCGCCGGCUGCUGCGUUUCCAAGCGGAGACUUUCGAGCGCAGUCACCGGGCAGACCCUUCGUGGUGAUGCGGCCUAUGACUCCACAACAGGUCACAACUCCUCGGCUCUUCGCUCAAAGGCGAGUGUUUCAAACUGCAGCGGGACCAGUCGGUGGCCGUCCUGACUCAUAA
This is a messenger RNA of Symbiodinium sp. CCMP2592, 1965 nucleotides long. Lineage: Eukaryota; Dinophyceae; Suessiales; Symbiodiniaceae. The record is from the annotation of a GenBank genome assembly.